Nicotiana attenuata is the source of this 534-nucleotide messenger RNA. RefSeq lists its product as uncharacterized. The transcript has a single exon. The record is from RefSeq and is a predicted model, not a curated record. Bases 1 to 534 code for a protein of 177 amino acids. NCBI's taxonomy places the organism in Eukaryota, Viridiplantae, Streptophyta, Magnoliopsida, Solanales, Solanaceae.
AUGGCAAACUGGGCAGAACUGCCUCGUGACCUCCUUAUUCCGAUUGCGCAGCGUAUUAAGGUGAUUGAAGAUUUUAUUGCUUUUGGUGUUGUAUGUACUUCAUGGCGAACUGCUGCCCCCAAGCAUAAUUUUGAUGUGCUUUCGCCCCAAGUUUCGUUGCUAAUGUUGGCCGAUAAAGAUGAUGAUUAUCGAGAAUUUUACUCUCUUUCCAAGCAAAUAGUUUCACGCAUAUUUCUCCCCGAAGUUAGAGGACGAGCGUGUUUUACAUCGGAAGGAUGGAUCUGCACCGCGGCAUACACUGGAGAGGUAAAUUUGUUGCAUCCUUUUUCCCGUACCCAAAUCCAACUUCCUCCACAAGAGGUCUUAUUGGCUUUUGAUUGUGACAAUCCAGAGGGAGGAUAUCCGUGCAUCGACCAAGCUGUGUUAUCUGCUAGCCCUUCCCUUACAUCUGAUUAUGUACUGGUGGUUUCUUUUUAUGGUUAUAAAAAUUGUUUGGCUUUUUGGCGACCGGAGACCUUAGCUGGACUAAUAUGA